This is a messenger RNA of Fimicolochytrium jonesii, 2055 nucleotides long. RefSeq lists its product as uncharacterized. Gene Ontology annotation, cellular component: endoplasmic reticulum membrane; plasma membrane; endoplasmic reticulum-plasma membrane contact site. The record is from RefSeq and is a predicted model, not a curated record. The coding region runs from base 1 to 2055 and encodes 684 amino acids. Gene Ontology annotation, molecular function: sterol binding; sterol transfer activity. NCBI's taxonomy places the organism in Eukaryota, Fungi, Chytridiomycota, Chytridiomycetes, Spizellomycetales, Powellomycetaceae. The transcript is spliced from 4 exons. Gene Ontology annotation, biological process: intracellular sterol transport.
AUGGCGUUUCCAAUGCCAUACCAGAACAUCCCGAAGGAUGUGAGGGACACCACCAAGGCCAAACUCCCUCCUGCACUGCUGCCGUCCCGAAGGGCUACAGAGGACAGCCUGUCAGGAAGCGAGAGCUCGCCUGGCCGGAAGAGCUCCGCAGCCUCAAAGUUGCCACCCAAUAUAAGCAGAGAGGAGACGGAUAGCUCGUGGCACGAGGACGCACCUUUCUUGCCAUUCCUGGACGAAGUUCGCGCAGCCGGAGAACGCGGCCGCUCCCACUCGUCUUCAUCUUCCGAGGAGGAUUUGACGCUUCAGAGGUCACGCUCCAGGAGCGAUCGGAUUCGAGGACUGCGGCGUCUGAAAGAAAUCGUGAACGCAUCGGUCGAGUCUCUAGCGUUGACGGGAGAUGACUCGGCAGAAUACGAUCCCCUGUCCCGGUUACCCUUUGCGUCUUUGAGGGACAAUGCCGAAUUUCACCGUCUGUAUCCCGACAUUGAUGAACGGGAUAGGCUCGUCAAUGACUUUGCCUGCGCCUGGAACAAGGAUGGGUUGCUCAUCCAGGGAAGGAUGUACAUAUCGCAGGAUCACGUAUGCUUCAAAGGAUGGACCAGCAGCUCCGUGUUCUCGCUGCCUUUCCUUCAAAUAUCGCGCAUCGAGAAGAGGACCAUUGCUCUCGUUUUCUCCAACUCGAUCGAGAUUGAGAUGCCUGAUGGCAAAUACUUUUUCGCGAGCUUUUUCAACCGCGAUCAAACAUUCAGAGUGCUUCAGCAACUCUGGGAGGCAAACAUGACGCCCUGUUCUUGUGACGGAAUCGGCACAUGCGCAACAUGUUUCAAGAGAGCGACCAUCACUAACCGGCCCAGAAGAGGAGACAGUCCUUCGAUGACCAGCCUGGAUCUGCGCCGAGGCCCGGUGUCCGGCGACUUGGUCUCAGACGGCUCAUCGAACUACUCAAACUCGUUGAACACCAUGGUGGACCAAAGGCUGCAGCCUGAGGGAGAAGACAAUGUUGAUGAAAUGGCGAUCCCCACGCCUCCCAAAACGCCAAACCCUGGCGCUCGGUCAGACGCGAAGAGGUCACCUCAUCCUGCCGAAUGCGGGUGUGGGGCGGAUCGUGACAAGUUGAGGAAGUUGCUGGAUGUGGUGUAUCCUGUUCCUAUUGAGGAGGUUUGGCGGGAAUACUACACCACUGGCAAUAGUCAGGACGGUGGGUGGUAUGCAUCGUUCUUGGCUGAUAAACGCAAAGCUCGAGAAAUCGCCGUUGGACCCUGGGCAGCACAAGGCGUAACCUCCACCGUAAAACCCAUCCCAUCAUCAUCCGCAUCCGACCCCACCUUCACCCCCGCCCUCCCCACCAUCCAAACCGGCGCCCAUCGCACCCUCGAAUACGUCCUCCCCCUCUCCGGCCCCAUCGGCCCCAAACAAACCCGCUGCCAAGUCACCGAAGAAGUCAUCGGCGCGUCCACCUCCAACGACUUUGUCUGCGUCUCCAGUAAAGCCGUCACGCCCGACGUCCCCUCUGGAACCUCCUUCCAUGUCAUCACCCGCGUCUGCCUGCUCCACGUACCCCCCGCGCAGACACGUAUGAUCGUCACCACCGAUAUCGUGUUUACGAAAUCGUGCUGGAUCAAAGCGGCGAUUGAGCGGGCGACGCCUGAGAUGCAGCAACGUUUUUUUAAUGACGUGCACGCUUCCUUAUCCGAGAAGUUCGCCAAGAAGCAAACGACACCUCCGGAAUCGACCACAACCAGGGAGUUGCAGAACACUGCCCGCGCACGCCCCACCAACCCCCGCCGCAACACACAAAAAGACCGCAGCGCGACAACCCCCACACCGGACACGCUCAAAACCACCAUCCCAACCCCCAGCAAACCCGUCAAUCUCGCGAUAGGCACCCGCUGGCUCCAAGCCGCACCCAUCCCUAUCGUCCUGCUUAUGCUCCUGUUCGCGUUCGUGGCGCUGUUCUCGCUGACUAUCCAGAGCAUUGCGCUGUAUAAGGUAAUUGGCGUGCUGGAACGUGUUGAGGAGAGGAUGACGGAGAGGAUGAUGAGGGGGGCUUUGUAG